AUGCCUCGUCUACAUUCCUCCUCUGACGCAGACAUGACAUCUGGUUUUGCUUCGAGAGUCUCCAGCACUAUCAAGGACCAGGCCAACGCAUUGUCAGGAUUGCAGAGCCUGACAUUAGAGUGGUACAGAUCGCAAUCGCGAGCAAAGCAGAUCCUCCUAGCCUUGGGAGGGUUCAUUGCCGCCAUCGUUGGAGUUUUGGUGCUUAUAUUUCACCGCUAUGUGAUUGGAGCAUUGGUUGAAGUUGCUGAUUACUGGAACAGUCUCAAAUAUGGUCGUUUGAUCUUGUUCACCUUGAUCUUCUUCGUGGGGUUCCCUCCGCUACUUGGAUAUUCGGCCCUAUCCAUGCUAUGUGGAAUGGUCUACGGAUUUCCAGGCGGAUGGCCACUUUUAGCGUCUGCAACGGUUACUGGCUCGUUUGCAUCGUUUUUGUUUUUUCGUUAUGUGUUACGGAGCCGAGCCGAAAGUCUAGUUCAACAGAAUGAGAAAUUUAGAGCCUUUGCUGAAAUCUUGAAAGAGGACGCCUCCUUAUUCUUGCUCAUAUUAUUGCGCUUAUGUCCGUUGCCAUACUCGCUAUCCAAUGGCGCGUUGGCUGCUAUUCCCAAUCUUCCAGCACUGACUUACUUCUUGGCCUCUUUGAUCACUUCUCCGAAAGUUUUUAUUCAUGUGUUUGUUGGCCAUACUAUUAAGAACUUGGGAAACGAGGAAAGGCCCACGUCUGCUAAGAUCAUGGAUGGAAUCAGUAUAAUAAUCACAGGUUGUGCAUUGUCUUUGGCUUCUUAUAUCAUCUACAACAAAAUGCAGCAGAAAUUGGACUCAUACCACCAUGUGCCAAAUAGAGAGGGUCUUGACCAUAUGAUAUUUGGUAACUUCGAUGAUGACUUGGAAUCUGGACCGACAGUGGAAUUAGAUGCUGCCGACUUUGACGACGACAAUUUCAUUAUUGAGGAUGAAGACGAAGACUUGCACACACAAGACAUGCUGGGAAGCACGGACGAUAUUAAGAAACAAACUACAAGGGACUUUGAAGCUCCGAUACGGGAUGACGAUGAUAUUGAUGACUUGGGACGGCCCAGCAAGGCAUACAGAGAUUACUAA
Messenger RNA from Sungouiella intermedia, 1095 nucleotides. The record is from the annotation of a GenBank genome assembly. NCBI's taxonomy places the organism in Eukaryota, Fungi, Ascomycota, Pichiomycetes, Serinales, Metschnikowiaceae.